Molecule: messenger RNA, 1864 nt
Organism: Stegostoma tigrinum
Lineage: Eukaryota; Metazoa; Chordata; Chondrichthyes; Orectolobiformes; Stegostomatidae
Gene: jun
Product: Jun proto-oncogene, AP-1 transcription factor subunit
Exons: 1
Coding region: 280-1236 (318 amino acids)
Biological process (GO): regulation of cell cycle; regulation of cell population proliferation; regulation of transcription by RNA polymerase II
Cellular component (GO): transcription regulator complex
Molecular function (GO): RNA polymerase II cis-regulatory region sequence-specific DNA binding; DNA-binding transcription factor activity, RNA polymerase II-specific; transcription factor binding
Source: RefSeq, a predicted model, not a curated record
ACUCACGCUGCAAGUGCUCAGAGCUGAGUGUGAAACAAGCUGGAGGAACUUGGUAGUUUGAACACUUUUCUUUUGAUUUGGUAGCAUUCUUACUGAAAACUGGUACAGCAGGAGAAAUUAGUGGGAAAAGAAAUCAACUGAUUUCCCAAAUUACGUUUCUAUUAUUGAAAUUGUGAGCUUAACAGGUAACCGAGUAGACUUAUUCGAACUCUUCAAGAACUCUGUUACAUCUAUUUUAAAACACUUUUGUAUCAAAGAGUUUUCUUCCAUCGGUAUUCUAUGUCUACGAAGAUGGAACAGCCAUUCUACCACGACGAUGCACUGAACGCAGCUUUUGCACAGCCUGAAAAUAGUGGUUAUGGAUACAGUGCGAAAAUGUUGAAACAAAAUAUGACUUUGAACCUGUCUGAUCCAGCGAGCAACUUGAAGCCCCAUCUGAGGAACAAGAACAGUGAAGGUAUAUUAACGUCUCCGGACGUGGGACUUCUCAAACUCGCAUCACCUGAACUUGAACGUCUUAUAAUUCAGUCCAGCAAUGGACUGAUCACCACCACCCCAACACCGACCCAGUUCCUAUGCCCCAGAAAUGUCACGGACGAACAGGAGGGUUUUGCUGAAGGCUUUGUCAAAGCUCUUGAAGAACUUCAUAAACAGAAUAUCCUGCCCAACGUGACAUGUUCAACUCCGUCUGCAAAUACGGCGAUCGCGGUUUCUGCCUCUCUGCCCAGUGCAAGUACUGUUUACAAUUCAAAUUUGCACCAAGAGCCUCCGGUCUACGCUAAUCUCAACAAUUUUAACCCUAACUCGAUCACCGCGCAGCCUAACUACAACGGCAAUAAUAUGAACUAUGCAGCACCCCAGCAUCAUCCGAUGAACCACCAAAUGCCUGUGCAGCAUCCCAGACUUCAGGCAUUGAAGGAAGAACCUCAGACGGUGCCCGAGAUGCCCGGGGAGACCCCGCCGUUGUCUCCUAUUGACAUGGAAUCUCAGGAACGAAUCAAGGCCGAGAGGAAGCGAAUGAGAAACCGCAUCGCCGCCUCAAAGUGCCGUAAAAGGAAACUGGAGAGAAUUGCCAGGCUGGAAGACAAAGUGAAAACCUUAAAGGCGCAGAACUCUGAACUAGCGUCCACAGCAAACCUGCUGCGAGAACAGGUUGCCCAGCUGAAGCAGAAAGUUAUGAAUCACGUAAACAGCGGCUGCCAACUCAUGCUAACGCAGCAGCUGCAAACGUUUUGAUUCAAGAACUGUAGUGGAGAACUAUUGGUGAACAAAUGCAAAGAAGAGGACUGAAUUAAAUAGAUCAAGACAGAAGAAAAGUCCUGAUUGCGCCCUGAGCGCGCAUGUACGGAGGAAAACGUGGAGGACUGUGCUUGAUGUAAAAAAAAGUCUGACUGAAAUGCUGUUUGCGGCAAAAAAAACUAAAUUUCGAGUCAUUGUUUUACUAUGACCAAGUCUUGCAUGGACCGAAGCAGUUCAAGAUCAUCCAGUAUUACAGAAUUAAAAACUGCGAUAGAGUAGAUCGCUUCUGAUGUAGUAUAAUGUGGGGGAGGGCGUGGGAGGGAAUAAAGGGAGGUUAAAGCUUUUGAGGUCGUUUUGCCUUGAAAAAUGUACAGACUAUGUUUUGUUUCAUGAAAGAUGAUUUCUGUCAACAAAACAUAACCGCUUCAAGCGAUAGCCUUUGUAAGUUAUUUUUAUGUUGCUUAUUGGGGCAAAACCCAAUUUAUUCUUGUAAAUAAGAGAUUUGGAGGACUCUAAGUUUACCAUUUGUAAUAAAAUAUAUAAUUUUUUAUGUUCCGUUUCUGAGAACUUCUGGAAAAAGUUCAAUUAUAUUUAAGAAUGUAUAAAUAAAGUAUUUGAAAAGAUA